AUGAGAAUAAAAUUACCAGAAGUUUCCCCAACUGUUAUUGAUUCUGACCUCAGGUGUAAAGAUGCGAACGCUAAAAGAAAAAUGAAAGAAUAUGUCGAUGACAGAAACAAUGCGAAACCAGCAACAUUUCAGAUUGGAGAUGAUGUGCUAGUACGACAGCGAAAGCGUAACAAAUUCUUGUCGUACAACAAUCCCAUACCAUACCACAUAGUUGUAAAAAAAGGCAGCAUGAUUACAGCUGAAAAUGCCAAAAACAAGAUAACAAGAAAUUCGUCACAUUUUAAGAAGAUAACACGACCGUCCACUUGUGGAUCCACUACGAAUGACGAUGAUGGUGAAUACGAGGAUAUUCCAAACAGUGAUAUUGAAGAACCGGGGAUAUAA
This is a messenger RNA of Paramuricea clavata, 384 nucleotides long. The record is from the annotation of a GenBank genome assembly. NCBI's taxonomy places the organism in Eukaryota, Metazoa, Cnidaria, Anthozoa, Malacalcyonacea, Plexauridae.